Molecule: messenger RNA, 2703 nt
Organism: Mesitornis unicolor (brown roatelo)
Lineage: Eukaryota; Metazoa; Chordata; Aves; Mesitornithiformes; Mesitornithidae
Gene: KLHDC7A
Product: kelch domain containing 7A
Exons: 1
Coding region: 1-2703 (900 amino acids)
Molecular function (GO): protein binding
Source: RefSeq, a predicted model, not a curated record
AUGCCCCAGCAGGUAACCUUGUCCUGGCAGUCCGACAUGCAGCUGGCCGGCAAGCUGGUCCUCUCCGCCACCGCUCUCUUCCUCCUGACUUUGGCAUACAGGUUUUAUAAAUCCCGCUCGCUUGCCGGGGGGAAAAUCCCACCAGCUGAGGCUGAGGAAGAGCAGAGGGAAAAUGCUGCCAGGGAUGGGGAUGGUGCAAGGGGGCUGCGCCGCAGGAGGGUGGGUGGUGAGGAGGCAGGGAGGGACGGUGGGGAUGAAGGAGCGAGCGGGCAAGUGAGCGCCUCUGAGACACGGUGCACGCUGCUCCGGGGGAAUCGAGGUCUGCCAAGGGGUGAGGAAGGAGAGGAAAUGGUUUCUGAACUGGAGCUGUCUUGUGGGAGGGUGGGAGUUGUUGGGAAGGGAAGUGAGUUGGGAAGCAAGAUGGGGCGUGAGUUGGGAAGUGAGCAAGAAAGUGAUCAAGCAAGCAAAUCAGAAUAUAAGCUGGGAAGUGAGCUGGGAAGCAAGCCGGGAAGCAAGCUGGAAAGCAAGAUGGGAGGUGAGCCAGGAAGCAAUAUGGGAAGUGAGCUGGGAAGCCUGAUGGGAAACAAGGUGGGAAACAAGAUGGGAAGCAAGCUGGGAAGUGAGCCAGGAAGCAAGUCAGGAAACAAAACAGGAAUUGAGCUGGGAAGUGAGCUGGGAAGCAAGACAGGAAGUGAGUUGGGAAGUGAGCCGGUAAGCAAGUCAGAAAAAAAGCCAGGAAUUGAUCUGGGAAGCAAGAUGGGAAGUGAGCUGGGAAGCAAGAUGAGAGGCAAGCCAGGAAUUGAGCUGGGAAGCGAGACAGGAAGUGAGCUGGGGAGUGAGUCAGGAAACAAGCCAGGAAUUGAGCUGAGGAGCAAGCCAAGCUCUUAUGACCCUGGGGAUGCAGCCGAAAAACUGAGCAGCCACAGGGAGGAGGGCACGCUUGUCCCAAGCACCGGGCUUUCCCCCGGGAUUGGUAAUGCCCAGACAGCAGAUGAUGGACAUACCCAAAGCAUGGAGAAGGAGUUGACCAUCACAAACAUGAGUCAGGAGGCUGAGAGGCAUGCGGGGAUGAUCCAGACCCUCAGCGUCACCUCGGACCUGGGGCUAACGAUGACAGCAAGCGACAUGGGGUCAGACGACUCCUACUCUUUCUCCUCAGUUGCAAAGAUCCAGGUGGAAGAGAGCUAUAUCACCAGGAGGCAGGCGAAGGAUGGAGCUCAGCAACCGAUCCCUGGCCUUAAAGGCAAAGUCUAUGACUACUACGUACAGUCCAUUUCCCAGUCAGUGUCAAAGAAGAGGUCUCUUUCUUACAUCCCUCCGGAAACAUCCCAGCAUCUCAGCUUGGAGUGGGUCAAUGAGGAGCCACAGUGCUUUGAAACCCAGGAGCUGGACCCAACUUCGGCAACAUGGGAUUCCACCACCUCCUCCAUAGAACCACCACCUUCUGGGAACUUAGAGAUCUCCUCUGAGCCACCAUCUCCUGGCCGCAAGGACAGCAUACUCCAGAUCGCCGACAGCCCCCACCUCCAGCUGUCCAUGGAGGGUUUUGGAGUCAUGGCACUGGCCAGGACACCGCCAGCAAGCCCUCAGCCAGGGCCAGUGACCAGUGCCAAUCUCUUCCAAAUGCCACCACCCACCCACCUGGACCUGGGCAACUGCUACAAGGUCCUCUGCACAGCCAAGGCACAGAAGCUUGGCCACCUCCAGGAGGCUGCCUACAAGGUGAUGAGUGACAACUACCUGCAGGUGCUGAGGACACCCUCCAUCUACAGUCACCUCAAUGCCAGUGAGCGGGAGCUUAUCCUGCGGCAGAGGAUGAAGGGGAAGACAUACAUGGCUGUGGCAGACAUCAACAUGCAGGAGCCUGGCCUCCACACCAGCCACCUCUGCUACUAUGAUGACAAAGGGGACUGCUGGCGUCACCUCUGCCAUGUGCCACCAGAAGUGGUCUCCCGGGGCUGUGCCAUGUGCAGCAUGUUCAACUACCUCUUUGUGGUGGCUGGUUGUGAGGGCAUGGGCCAGGACCAGAGACCCUCCAAUCGUGUCUUCUGCUAUGACCCCUUGACCAACAUCUGGAAGGAGAUCUGCUCCCUGAACCAAGCACGGCCACACUGCAAGCUCGUGGCCUUGGACGGUCACCUCUAUGCCAUCGGCGGUGAGUGCCUCAACACAGUGGAGCGCUAUGAUCCCCGGCAGGACCGCUGGACCUUCACCGCACCCCUGCCCCAUGAAACCUUUGCUGUAGCCCACACAGCCACGGUGUGCGAUGGGGAGAUCUACGUGACAGGAGGCACCUUGCGAUACAUGCUGCUGCGUUACACAGCCCGCUCGGACAGCUGGAGCAUCAGCCCAGCCGGUGGUGGCAAGGACAGGACAGCUGAGAUGGUGAGCACUAAUGGCUUCAUCUACCGCUUUGAUCUCCACCGCAGCACAGGCAUCAGUGUCUACCGCUGCAGCGCCAAGGCCAAGCUAUGGUAUAAGUGUGCUGUCUACGCCAUGCCCGACCCGCCUGGCUUCCAGUGCACUGUGGUGGGCAGCCUGGUCCACUGUGUUGGGCGGCACUUCCACAUCCGCUUCUUGGCUGACCACAUCUCACCACGCUUCGGGACCAAGGAGCUGCAGCCUUUCCCAUCACCUCGCAGCAGCCUCCUCCCAGCCGUCCUGGUGCUGCCAGAGGGAGAGACAGCACAAACGAAGGUUUGA